CCUCACGCCGGCCGCAGGGCGGGCCGACGCGUACGCCGGGUGACGCUCGGAGGAGGAAGCGCAGCCCCUUCCCCUCCCUCGCCGCCCCGGGCCCAGCGGGAGCCCCCCAGUGCGCCUGUGCGGAGGCCUGCUUGAUUAUGUGUGCCCUCCUCGGGCGGCGGCGUUAGCGGCCGGGUGGAGGUGGGGAGGGAGGACGCCGCGGAGGAGGAGGAGGAGGAGGAGACGGUGGCGGGGAGGUGGGGGGAGUCAGCAAGGACAUGGCUCCUGACUCCUGUGCGGAACGUGAGUGACUGAGCGGCAAAGCCCGAAUGGUCUCUAGCGACCGGCCCGUGUCACUGGAGGACGAGGUCUCCCAUAGUAUGAAGGAAAUGAUUGGAGGCUGUUGCGUUUGCUCAGACGAGAGAGGCUGGGCCGAGAACCCGCUGGUUUAUUGCGACGGGCACGGCUGCAGCGUCGCGGUGCAUCAAGCUUGCUAUGGCAUUGUUCAAGUACCUACUGGACCGUGGUUUUGUAGGAAAUGUGAAUCUCAGGAGAGAGCAGCCAGAGUGACUCUCUACUACAUGAGGCUGGAACCAUGACUGCUGGCAGCUCUUGGCUUUCAUCUUCCCAGCCCCUUCUACCAGGAAAAGGGGCUCUUUUGAAGAAUCCUGAGAAGGACUCUGAUUGACCUGUCUUGGAUCAUGUACCCAUCAUCCCUCUGGCUGGAGUGGGGAGGGCUCUAUGAAUUGCAACCCUCACUAGAACUACAUAGUUGGAGUCAGGGCUCUCUACUCAGUGCUGGUCUCCCUUGUGAGCUCUAGCCACCUUGGCUUCCUUGGACUCCCAGCUCCAUUUCCUCAACUUGGGGAGACCACAGGCCCUGUCUGGGUUCCUCCUCCUUGUUCCUCGGCCUGAAAACUCUCCCAAGGCAUUGUUGCUUACUGUGAGCUAAGACACUUUGCCUAACCCUGAAGUCAUGAAGAGAUGUGAGCUGUGUCCCCAUAAAGAUGGAGCUUUAAAAAGAACAGAUAAUGGGGGUUGGGCUCAUGUGGUUUGUGCCCUCUAUAUUCCAGAGGUACAAUUUGCCAAUGUUUCUACAAUGGAGCCAAUCGUUUUACAGUCUGUCCCACAUGAUCGUUAUAAUAAGACUUGCUAUAUAUGUGAUGAACAAGGACGAGAAAGCAAAGCAGCCACUGGUGCUUGCAUGACAUGUAAUAAACAUGGAUGUCGACAGGCUUUCCAUGUAACAUGUGCUCAGUUUGCCGGGCUGCUUUGUGAAGAAGAAGGGAAUGGCGCAGACAAUGUUCAAUACUGUGGCUACUGUAAAUACCACUUUAGUAAGCUGAAAAAGAGCAAACGGGGAUCUAAUAGGUCAUAUGAGCAAAGUUUAAGUGACUCUUCCUCUCACUCUCAGGAUAAGCAUCAUGAGAAAGAGAAAAAAAAAGAAGAAAAGAAGCAUGAGGAUGAGUUAAGAAGAAUUUGGUCCAGAAAGAAGAACAGAAGCAUGAGGAAAUAUAAAGAAAAGGACAAACACAAACAAAAACACAAGAAGCAACCAGAACCGUCACCUGCCUUGGUUCCUUCUUUGACUGUUACUACAGAAAAAACUUAUACAAGCACUAGCAACAACUCCAUAUCUGGAUCAUUGAAGCGCUUGGAAGAUACUGCAGCAAGAUUUACAAAUGCAAAUUUCCAGGAAGUCUCUGCCCAUACCUCUAGUGGAAAAGAUGUUUCAGAGGCUAGAGGGUCAGAGGGCAAAGGGAAGAAAUCUUCAGCUCACAGCUCAGGUCAAAGGGGAAGGAAGCCUGGUGCAGGAAGAAAUCCAGGAACAGCUGUGUCAGCAUCUAGCCCCUUUCCACAAGGCAGUUUUUCAGGAACUCCAGGCAGUGUAAAGUCAUCUUCUGGAAGUUCAGUGCAGUCUCCCCAGGACUUCUUAAGCUUUACAGACUCAGAUCUGCGAAGUGACAGUUACACUCACACCCAGCAGCCAUCAUCAACCAAAGAUGUACAUAAAGGAGAGUCUGGAAGCCAGGAAGCGGCAGUAAACAGUUUUAGCUCUUUAGUUGGUCACCCUGUGACCUCGACUGUUAUUUCACAGCCUAAAAGCUUUGACAAUUCACCUGGAGAGUUGGGUAGUUCGAGCCUCCCUACAGCAGGAUAUAAGCGGGCUCAGACUUCUGGUAUAGAAGAAGAAGCUGUAAAGGAAAAGAAACGAAAAGGAAAUAAGCAAAGCAAACAUGGCCCCGGCCGACCCAAAGGAAACAAAAAUCAAGAAAAUGUUUCUCACCUCUCAGUUUCUUCUGCUUCACCAACAUCGUCCGUAGCAUCAGCUGCAGGAAGUGUAACAAGCUCUAGUCUUCAGAAAUCUCCUACGCUGCUCAGGAAUGGAAGUUUGCAGAGUCUUAGUGUUGGCUCGUCUCCAGUUGGCUCAGAAAUUUCCAUGCAGUAUCGACAUGAUGGAGCUUGUCCAACAACUACCUUCUCAGAGUUGCUGAAUGCAAUACACAAUGGUAUUUAUAACAGCAAUGAUGUAGCCGUAUCCUUUCCAAACGUGGUGUCUGGCUCAGGAUCUAGUACUCCUGUCUCUAGCUCUCAUAUACCUCAGCAGUCAUCUGGUCAUUUGCAACAGGUGGGAGCUCUCUCCCCCUCAGCUGCGUCAUCUGUAACCCCUGCUGCUGCUACAACUCAGGCAAAUACCGUUUCUGGAUCUUCUCUCAGUCAGGCACCAGCCCAUAUGUAUGGCAGUAGAUUAAAUCAGAAUCCAUCCAUGGCAGUUCUCAUAGCUCAGUCUGAAAGCAGCCAAACAGAUCAAGAUCUUGGAGACAAUGCCCGUAGCCUGGGUGGCCGAGGAAGCUCGCCCCGAGGAAGCCUCUCUCCGAGAUCCCCUGUGAGCAACUUACAGCUUCGCUAUGAUCAACCGAGCAAUAGCAGUUUGGAAACUGUGCCUCCAGUAGCAGCAAGUAUUGAACAGCUCUUGGAGAGGCAGUGGAGUGAAGGACAGCAGUUUUUACUAGAGCAGGGGACUCCUGGUGACAUUCUAGGAAUGUUAAAGUCAUUACAUCAACUUCAAGUUGAAAAUCGAAGAUUAGAAGAACAGAUCAAAAAUUUGACUGCCAAGAAAGAACGUCUUCAGUUGUUGAAUGCACAGCUUUCAGUGCCUUUCCCAGCCAUAACGACAAACCCCAGUCCGUCCCAUCAGAUGCACACAUACACAGCACAGACUGCUCCUCCUCCUGAUUCCCUGAACAGCAGUAAGAGCCCACAUAUAGGAAACAGCUUUUUACCUGACAAUUCUCUUCCUGUAUUAAAUCAGGACUUGACCUCCAGUGGACAAAGCACCAGCAGUUCUUCUGCUCUUUCUACUCCCCCUCCUGCUGGCCAGAGUCCUGCUCAGCAGAGCUCUGGAGUCAGUGGGGUUCAGCAGGUGAAUGGCGUGACAGUGGGGGCACUAGCUAGUGGGAUGCAGACCGUCACAUCCACCAUCCCAGCUGUGUCCGCAGUGGGUGGAAUAAUUGGAGCUCUGCCAGGUAACCAACUGGCAAUUAACGGCAUUGUGGGAGCUUUAAAUGGUGUGAUUCAGACUCCAGUCACAAUCUCCCAGAACCCUGCCCCUCUCACCCACACCAGUGUACCACCUAAUGCAGCGCAUCCAAUGCCGGCCGCCGCACUGACCAACAGUGCCUCGGGACUAGGGCUGCUGUCGGACCAGCAGAGACAGAUGUUUAUCCAGCAGCAGCAGUUCCAGCAGCUGUUAAACUCCCAGCAGCUCACACCCGAACAGCAUCAGGCCUUCCUAUACCAGCUGAUGCAGCAGCAGCACCACCCGCCUGAGCUCCAGCAGCUGCAGCUCCCGGGACCCACGCAGAUCCCCAUCAACAAUCUCCUUGCAGGUGCUCAGGCGCCUCCACUCCACACAGCUACCACCAACCCCUUCCUCACCAUCCACGGGGACAGCACGAGCCAGAAGGUCACAGUAAGUAUGUUUUGUGCUGCAUCUUGGAAGCAGGGUGAGCCAAGUUGGAUGGUCUUGUCUUUUUCCAUGUUAUUCCCCCGACCUUUUCUUCUUAGGGCCAGUUGUUUUAGCAGCUGGAUAUUGCAAACUGAGUGUCUAAGCUAACUUAAUUUACGCCUCUCUUAAGUAUAUCAUAUAAGGUUAUAAGGCCGUUUGUAAUACAGCAUUUUCUAAAAUGUUAGCAAGAUAUAUGAAAUUAGCCCAUUCAAACAGAUUGGUUUUUUUUUUUCUGCUUUUAAAAUGGAGUCACAUUUUUGAUAUGGUAAAAUACACAAAAUUAGGGCAGAAUUCCUAACAUUAUUCCAGAUUCCUUGAGAAAAUCAGUUGCUGUGCUGCAGAGAUGUCCACACCAACAGCAUCCAAAGCCCCGCUGCUCUCAGCACCUGUCACUCCAGCUCCAGGAUGCCCGGCUCACUUUGUUUUUCUGUAGGCACCUGCACACAUACACACAAUAGAAAUGUUCCCAAAACUUAAUUACAGUCACAAUUUUAAUAAAAUGUAAAAUUUAAAUUUUUUGACCUUAUAAUUUGUAAGUCAUAGUAUCUCAUCCUUGAGGGGCAAAGGUCAACACGUGAGCAACCUGCACAGGGGCUCCUGUUUUAGGAAGUCCUGCAGUGCAGACAAGGAGACCUGGUGCCAGGAGGGGAAAGAAUCCAAGGGCCAGAGGGACGCCUGCAAAUCUGAGUACUGGUAUUACCAUAUUCAUUGCUUUGAGAUUUUUCUCUCGUUUUAACCUUCAGAAACAUUAGUUUUCAUUUAGUAAUGAACACUGGUUCCGAAUGUGGGCUAACUGCCGAGUGCUUUCUGUUUGUCCUCUCCUGUGUGCCUGCUUCCUAAGUGUGGGAGCUGUUACCGUGCAUCUUGCCCGCUUUCCCUACGAAGGAGUCUAUGCUUAUAUAGACAUUUGACACACUUUAUUGUGCUUUCUGCUCAUGGAUAUUUUCCACAUUAAAAAUAGAUUAAUUUUUAGUGGAAGAUCCACAAUAAAGAAUGAGAGUAACCAGCUUCUUGGGGGGGGGGGGGCAACAGCACAUAAGCUCAGCUGCUCGGUGGCUAAAGCUGGAGGGUCAUGAGUUUGUGGACAGAUAUAUAUAUAUGCCCCAUAUCUAUCCGCCCCUCCCUUCCCCGCCUCCCCCCUCUCCUUCUCAGGCCCCCCUCCCCAAGACAAGGACUCUGUAUAGUCCUGGCUGUACAGGAACUCAGUAUGUAGACAAGGCUGGCCUUGAGCUCAUAGGACCUGUUUAUCUCUGAUCCGUUCUUUUGGGAUUAAAAACAGGCACUUACCACACCUUGCUGAGACCUAAUCUCAAGACAAACAUCAAAACCAACUGUAAGCUGGUUGGGAGGGAAGUUAAGGAGUCCCUGCCAGGUACAAUGUCAUAUGUGAUUUCAGUUCUUGUAGGUGGGAACCCACUUACAAUAGGCAAGAGCUAAGAGAGGUCAAGAACAUAUACGACUAUGGGGUCAACUAUGGCUUUUUCCUAGUUCAUUAAAACUCAGUAUUUGCCCUCCUUUGCUCCUCCUAUGGAAAGGUGGAUCAGGAAAGGUGAUGCUACAUCCUUAGAAUUGUGUCCAAGGAUGGGCUCGCCACCUUGGUGCCUUUCCAUGUGCGCAGUGUGGUGAUAUAAAUAAAUCCAUGGUCACUCUGGGGAAGACUAGCUGACUUGAGGAGAAAUCACUUGUACCACAUUGAACCAGCGACAGUCUCAGAGGGUACUGUCUCAUCUUGGCCAACAUUGGUUGAACUAAUUAAUGCUUCUUAUUUCUGUUUUGAACUGCAGAGACUUAGUGAUAAAACUGGGCCUGUAGCUCAAGAGAAAAGUUGACACUUGAAAAUGGCCAGAACUCGCCUUUCCUGCUGUUCUGUGCUUCACUGGCUGCUGCAGUGUCUGCCACAGCUAUGAAGAAUGGAGGCGGGAACACACAGGGGAGGAUGCCACACACUCCCUUGUAAGGCUCUGAUUUUCUUGUUGCUUUGUUGCACUGAAAUGGAAUUCCUAUAUACCCAUCCCCUACCAAAGUGUUUGAACUUCGGAAGAAAAAUUAAUAACUUUUUGUCAAUGAAAUAAUUCAUAUGCAAUGAGUUUAUCAAUCCAAGAAAAAUGUAAUGUGCUUGCUGCACAGCUAGUUUUGUUAUAAAUUGGAAACAUAAAACUAAAGACUAUUCUAUUUGGAAACCACUUGGUUAUAUCAUAAAAGUUGGAAUAUAACUAUCUUAUUGGGAUAGAGUGUGCUUGUUCCACGGGGCAGAUCUUAAGUUUUGAGAACUGUCUAAUAUCUUCUCUUGGAGUUGUAUUCAUUAAAUAUUGUUAUUAUACAGAUCCUCAACUGGGGCUUUGCAAAUGUUUUAAAGAAUUCCUUUCUAAUGAGAUUUGUCCAUUUGGAGAUCAAAUUAGGAUGGAGACAACUGCUUCUGCUAACAGUAGUUUUCUUUUGCAAAAGAAAAAAAUUUUGUGUGUGUGUUAAAACCUACUCUUGAGUUAAGGGAGCUGUAAGGCUGCUGGGAGAACUAGAUCAAUUGGAUGAGAACAGUUUCUUUCAGAAAGAUACACCAAUGUGGAAACUGCUGCAAGGUUCUAGCAUCAAAUUGCCUGUUGGGACCUCCCUGGAUAGAAAGGGCUCUGUACUGCCGGGCAGGCCACUUGUGCCAGCAGCUUCCCCGUGCUUCUGUCUCUGUUGAACCUUUCUGUGCCACCAGAGAGAGCUCAGGCAAACUGACUGUCCACAAGGAAACAAGUAGACCUGGGAAGAGUCUACAUGCUUGCUUAUCUCAUCAGCCUCAAACCACCCACUGGAACAGGCACACCACCACAGUUCCUAAAACCUGUCCCACAGCCUUCCGACUUAGCCAUGCCCCGAGUAGCCAUGCUCUUGAUUGUGACAAUAUGGCAGCCUAGUAGGUUAGACAGUUGGGGAUAUAAUCAUUGGUCUGUUUCUGAAACACAUGAAUUACUGGUGGGAAAGGCCCAACUGCAGUUCGACCUCCACUGUGUGCUUAGCUGGAAGACCAUGUGCACGGCUUAGCAGUCUGUCUUCUGUGACACUGCACACCUCUUACCUCACUUCUGUAAAUAAGGUUGUGAAUCUGUUUUGUAAUGUGAAAAAUUCAUAAGAUAACAUUGAUAUUUUGAUUUGUAAUAUUUCUAAUUGGUAGAUUUAAUUGAAAAGUAAAAUUAAUUUAUUUUUAUAUGUUCAGGGGAAUUUUAAAGAAAGUCAAACCUUUUGUAGAUAAUUUAAAAGAAUCAGUGUGGUUUAUUUUAUAUAUGUAACCCACUGGUUGUUAUUCUGUAACAAUUUGUAUAAAUGGUAAAUUUUUGAAUGUGCUGUUAUUUUACUUAGAUGUAAAAUUCCACAUGUAUUAAAAUGUACAAAGUUUUUGUUAAUAAAAUUUAAUGAUGUUUAUA
Messenger RNA from Mus musculus (house mouse), 7395 nucleotides. It is a transcript of the gene Mllt10, whose product is annotated as myeloid/lymphoid or mixed-lineage leukemia; translocated to, 10. NCBI's taxonomy places the organism in Eukaryota, Metazoa, Chordata, Mammalia, Rodentia, Muridae. The coding region runs from base 956 to 4096 and encodes 1046 amino acids. The record is from RefSeq and is a predicted model, not a curated record. Gene Ontology annotation, cellular component: nucleoplasm; nucleus; protein-containing complex. Gene Ontology annotation, molecular function: chromatin binding; nucleosome binding; histone binding. The transcript has 26 exons. Gene Ontology annotation, biological process: regulation of DNA-templated transcription; positive regulation of transcription by RNA polymerase II.